Messenger RNA from Ornithodoros turicata, 699 nucleotides. RefSeq lists its product as uncharacterized. The coding region runs from base 1 to 699 and encodes 232 amino acids. The record is from RefSeq and is a predicted model, not a curated record. NCBI's taxonomy places the organism in Eukaryota, Metazoa, Arthropoda, Arachnida, Ixodida, Argasidae. The transcript has a single exon. Gene Ontology annotation, molecular function: nucleic acid binding. Gene Ontology annotation, biological process: DNA integration.
AUGACCAGCCAAUAUGGGUCCAAUAUUGUGUGCUGCUUGGGCCGCGCUGCUCUCCCCGACAUCGCUAAUAUUACGAACUCCGUUGACACGAUUCCAUUUGACCUCUCGGACCUCCCCGCUGAGCAACGUCGUGAUUCAUCGUUGCAAACCAUCAUCGAGAUGUUACAGCCACACACCCCGCUUUCACGGCGUGACGCUCGACGCUCCCAAAACUUUGAUCCCUUCGGACGACCCUAUUUGAUCGUUAUCCCUCGCCAUCUUCGCCGCGCACUCCUUCAGACCCUGCAUGAUGAUCCAACAACUGGACACCUCGGCUUCGCAAGGACGUACGACAGGGUCAUCAAGCGCUUCUUCUGGCCUGGCAUGCGGCGAUUCAUAUCCGGAUACGUUCGGCGAUGCACCGAUUGUCAGCGCCGUAAGCACCUGCCGUCCGCUCCCCAGGGUCUGCUUCAGCCCAUUCCGCCCCCCGCGGCCCCCUUCCAACGCCUCGGUAUCGACCUCCUUGGUCCCUUCCCGGUCUCUGCCGACGGAAACAGAUGGGUUGUUGUCUGCGUAGACCACUACACCCGGUAUGCUGAGACCAAGGUCCUCCCUACGGCCACAGCACCCGACGUUGCCUCUUUCCUGUUGGAACAAGUCAUAUUGAGACACGGCGCACCGAGGGAACUGCUGAGUGACCGAGGGUCAGCUUUCCUGUAA